Molecule: messenger RNA, 1168 nt
Organism: Neopsephotus bourkii (Bourke's parrot)
Lineage: Eukaryota; Metazoa; Chordata; Aves; Psittaciformes; Psittacidae
Product: WD repeat-containing protein 70-like
Exons: 7
Coding region: 1-867 (288 amino acids)
Biological process (GO): regulation of DNA double-strand break processing
Cellular component (GO): nucleus; site of double-strand break
Molecular function (GO): protein binding
Source: RefSeq, a predicted model, not a curated record
AUGGGGGAUGCUCCCACCGGGCACCGCCAGCUCAGGAGCUGCACCUGCACCUGCAGAGCUCUGUUGGUGCCCUUGGGAACAAGCCAGCACCCAGAGGAAACCAAUGGAAACCUUUGCAGCACCCAGAAGUUUCCUGUACAUUUGUUAUUGAUUCCCCCAAUAUGGUUUGUUUUCUUCAACAGGACAGAUUGUUGUUUCAGCCCAGAUGAUAAAAUAGUUGUCACAGGCACCUCUGUUAAGAGAGGUGGAGGCAGUGGGAAGCUUUGCUUCUUUUACCGGGAAACAUUGCAGAAGUUCUACGAGAUAGAAGUUACAGAUGCGAGUGUUGUGCGUAGCCUUUGGCAUCCUAAGCUGAACCAGAUCAUGGUUGGUACAGGAAAUGGUUUGGCCAAAGUCUACUAUGAUCCUGUCAAAAGCCAGAGGGGAGCAAAAUUAUGUGUGGUCAAAACAAAACGAAAAGAGAGACCAGCAGAGACUCUUACACAGGAUUACAUUAUAACACCCCAUGCACUUCCGAUGUUCCGUGAACCACGACAGCGAAGCACCAGGAAGCAGCUGGAGAAGGAUAGGCUGGACCCCGUGAAGUCUCACAAACCUGAGCCUCCAGUAGCAGGACCAGGUCGUGGAGGGCGUGUUGGAACUCAUGGUGGUACCUUGUCAUCGUAUAUAGUCAAAAAUAUUGCACUGGAUAAGACAGAUGAUAGCAACCCUCGAGAGGCUAUUUUACGUCACGCAAAGGAAGCGGAGGAGAAUCCAUACUGGAUUUCUCCGGCAUAUGCUAAAACACAACCAAAAGCAGUUUUUGCAGAAGUGGAACCAGAAGAUGAUGAAACAGACAAGCCAGAGUGGAAAAAACGUAAAAUUUGAAAGAUUUCAUGUAAAGAAGAAUUUCAGAGCACUUGAUGCAAAGUGCAGCAUAUAUUUCUUUAUUGUGUGUAGUGGAUCAAAAUAUAAAAGGAAAAAAUACUUCAUAAAACUUGCUGUAGUGUAAAAAGAGAUUGUUACGUUACACUGGAUUGUAAUCCCAUAUCUGAAUUUUGUAAUAAGGAAUUAAUUACAUUGUGCAAAAAACUCCUCUUUAUGUCAGUUAUUUAGCUUUAUAAUUUAGGUGAAAAACAUUUCUUUAAAUAGAACACUAGUGAAUUCAGUGCUGCCAAAUGUUUUCUUA